Eucalyptus grandis is the source of this 1661-nucleotide messenger RNA. RefSeq lists its product as uncharacterized. Bases 10 to 1440 code for a protein of 476 amino acids. The transcript is spliced from 4 exons. NCBI's taxonomy places the organism in Eukaryota, Viridiplantae, Streptophyta, Magnoliopsida, Myrtales, Myrtaceae. The record is from RefSeq and is a predicted model, not a curated record.
GUGGCGACGAUGCUGACCGUAGCUCGGAAUCCGAAUCUCCCUCCAUUUUCGAGCUGCAACUGCGCCUCCUCCUCAACCUCUCCAUCGUUAGUCCUUUCAACGUUCAGGACCCACGUCUCCUAUCGACGCUCGAACCCGUCGCCGUUCGCGUCGCUCUUCGCCGGCCCUUCCCAUCGUCCCUUCCUCUCUUCUUCGCUGCGACUCCGACCCCCCGCCCACUUCGACGUCCAUGUCGUUUCGGGGCGGAAGCACGGUAGGCUUGUUAAGGUUGGCGCCUCGCGAAGGCGCAGGAGAGGCGGGAGCUCGGAGGCGGACGGUCUCGAGAGGGGUGGUAGAGUAAUGGGAUAUGGCAGCGAUGAUGAUGAUGAGGCGGAGGAGGAGGAGGAUGAGUAUGAGGAGGACGAGGACGAGGAGGACGAGGAGAUGAAUUCGCCGUUCGAGAAGAUGACCAGGUGGCACGAGAACAGGCCGCCUGGGUUCGGGGUCGGGAAAGUGUACGACACUUCUGUUGAGGACAAGCUGCUCGAGGAAAUGCUCCAGAGCCGGGUGGCUCAGGCUGCUAACAUCAAUAAGCUCAAGCACAAUCCCAUCACGCCCAUUCCUCCCAAGAAAGAUCAGCCUCACCUCAAAGGUCAGGCCUUGAUCGUGACAGAGGCACUUCCAAGCGGAAUUCCUGUUCGUCUGGGCAACCUCCCUAAGAAGAAGAAUAUCCAUAGAGAUCUAAGAUUGGCUUUUAAAGGAGUUGAUGGAAUCACUGUUAUUCAUCCAGCUGUCUCUGGAAACAAGAAAACAAGAGAUCCUAUCUGCACUGGAUCCGCCAUUGUAUAUUUUAAGUCUGAGGAGCAUGCAAUGAGUUUUGUUCGGACAUUUUCUCGGCAGAGCUUAACAUUUGGUAAGGUUCAGAGGCAGAUCAAAUGCGAGAUAAUGUCUUCACGUCUCCUUAUUCAUGCAAACACCAAAUUGGCCAGUAACACCCUUGUGACUUCUCAAAUCAGCAUGCCUGAUGUGGAAGGGGAGCCAGAUUUGCAUCCUGAGCCUACUUCAGGUUCUUUGGAGGAUCUCACUUCUGAAAAGGAGAAUGACUGGAAUGAUGAGAUUGAACUAGAUGAACAUGAAACUGGAGAGGAUAUGGAGACUUUUGAUGUGUCAGAUCUUGAGACUUUCGACACCUUAGAAUCAGGGACAAAGAUUGUCACUGCUUCAUCUUCAACCGAGGAGCAAGAGGAAGCAACACUCACCAGAGUUGCCGGAAAACAAAAAAAACCACAACCAAAUCCCAAGAAGUCUCCUGGCAAAGGGAAAGCAGAGAAGGUUUUGAAACCUGAAGUCCCGGGAUAUGCUAGACGGUUAAAGAUCCAGGAGAAGGCUGUGCUAACCGGUGUUUUGUCUAAAUACGGAAGAAAAGCUGCUUUAACCUCAAAUGACAAAUCAUUAGGUUAAAUUGUUUAAUCGAUGCCCAGAGGGGCAAAAUCAUUCCAUUCUGCAUGAAGAAGAUUGAUGAAUGGCUGAGUUAUGUGUUUUUUUAGGCCUUUACUUUUUCUGUUUACGCUUGGUUGCUAUCCUUCUUCCGGGAAAAUUCUAGUCUCACCAUAUAAUCCAAAGUGUAGCAGGGUGACUGUCUGGUUGAGCUCCGGUUAUGGUAGUUGGUUGUGCUUGCAAGA